Molecule: messenger RNA, 1075 nt
Organism: Solanum dulcamara
Lineage: Eukaryota; Viridiplantae; Streptophyta; Magnoliopsida; Solanales; Solanaceae
Exons: 3
Coding region: 82-897 (271 amino acids)
Molecular function (GO): oxidoreductase activity
Source: RefSeq, a predicted model, not a curated record
AUGUACUCCCUGCAUAUAUAACUCUCUGGAUCAUACUAGUAUUUCAUUUCUAACUCCAAUAUUUUAGAUAACUAGAGUAAAAUGGAGACAUGGAAAGAUCUGAGCGGAAAAGUAGUGAUGGUGACAGGAGCAUCGUCAGGAAUUGGGCUAGAGUUCUGUCUCGAUUUGGCCAAAGCCGGCUGCAGGAUCGUUGCUGCUGCUCGUCGUGUUGACAAACUGAAAUCUCUCUGCGACCAAAUUAAUAGUAUUUCAGAAGGAUCCCGGCGUGCAAUCGCCAUCGAGCUUGACGUUGCUGCCGAUGGUGCUACUAUUGAGUCCGCUGUACAAACAGCUUGGGAUGCCUUCGGACGUAUUGAUGCUUUGGUCAACAACGCCGGCGUUAGAGGCAGUGUGAGCUCUUCAGUUGAAUUGACUGAGGAGGAAUGGAACAAUACCUAUAACACAAACCUCAGAGGGGCAUGGCUGGUUUCGAAAUAUGUUUGUAGACGCAUGAGCGAUGCUAAACAGGGUGGAGGAUCUGUUAUUAACAUCACUUCAAUGGCUGGUCUAAAUCGUAUAGCAGUACCGGGGACUCUUGCUUACGCAUCUUCAAAGAUGGCUCUUGACAUGGUCACUAAGAUUAUGGCGAUUGAAUUGGGAGGAGAGAAUAUCAGACUGAACUCGAUAUCGCCAGGAGUUUUCAAAUCAGAGAUAACAGAGAGCCUAAUUCAACAAAAAUGGUUCCAUAAUUUCCUUUUCAAAACCCUUCCUACUAGAUAUCUUGGGACAACAGAUCCGGGCUUAACAUCACUCAUCCGAUACUUAAUUCAUGAUUCUUCUGAAUACGUAACGGGCAAUGUUUUCAUCGUUGAUGGUGGAGCUAGCUUACCAGGUGUCCCCAUUUUCUCGUCACUCUAGAAAGAACUAGCUCAUCAAGUUUAACCACAAAUGGACAUGUUACAGCAAUACCAUAAUAAUGUUGGUUUUUUCUCCUUGUGUUUCAGUUACUAGUAUAUUGUACUUUCAAUUCUCGAAACAAGCACAAAUGUAUCUUAAUACUCGGCGUAGUUUAGUAUUAUAUUUUUACCUCCUGCUA